CCAGAGAUUCACUUUACCGUUUUGCUCCACUGCCGAACGGUGCUUGACAACACUGGAAAUCUAUCGGGGAUGACACUCACUGUUGCCCAUCUCCAGUUGCAAAAUAAGCGAAGUGGUGAUUUUAUUUAUUUCUGAGAGAAAUGGACUUGCAAGUGUUAAUGCAGCAAAUGUACAGCGGUGCGGCGGCGGCCAUGCCGAUGAUGAUGGCCGCCCCCCACCUAAAUGGGUACGGAUACGGGAUGGCCCCUGGACAACAGCAGCACUUUUGUCCGUUUCCCGUCAACGGCGAACUGGACGAAGUGGAGGACGACGCCGAGGAGGAGGACGAGGAGCAGCGAACGCUGUUCUGCGGCAAUCUUGACGAGCGGGUGACAGAGGAGAUCCUCUACGAGGUCUUUUUGCAAGCCGGACCAAUCGAGGGAGUGCGGAUACCCACGGACAAUACGGGGCGGCAGAGGAACUUUGGGUUCGUCACCUACCAGCGCCUGUGCGCCGUGUCCUUCGCCCUGGACCUCUAUCAGGGCUUAGAACUGUUUAAGAAGAAGUUGACCAUCAAGCAGCAGGGCGCCGACAAAGCCAAGCAGUCACCAUCCUUUAGCCAGAGUCGCCUACGCAACCCGUUCUUGCUGGAGUCGCUAUCUCAGGCAACGCCUCCACGCCACGCUCGCCACAGUUUGCACGGCGCCAAGCCGUACGACCGAAAUCCGUUCGGGAACAACGGAGACCAGCGGCGCCGCAGCGACAGCUCCGUCAUGGAACGCAACCGGCCGAGGAUGCAGCCAAUCCAGCACCCCCAGCACAUGCAGGGCGGCAGCAGAAGGUCGGACCAACGACAGAACAACAAACGCCGAUUGCUUUGAGAUUUAACAAUGCUUUUAAUUAGUCUUAGUGUAUAGCUUACGAAUAGGAAUAUAGCAUAUAACAUGUACCUGUAUAUCUAAUGUGGUUGCAUUAAAUGUACAGAAUUGCGCCCACCUUCUAGUUCGACUCGUCA
Molecule: messenger RNA, 994 nt
Organism: Drosophila rhopaloa
Lineage: Eukaryota; Metazoa; Arthropoda; Insecta; Diptera; Drosophilidae
Product: RNA-binding protein 7
Exons: 1
Coding region: 141-860 (239 amino acids)
Biological process (GO): regulation of alternative mRNA splicing, via spliceosome
Cellular component (GO): nucleus
Molecular function (GO): single-stranded RNA binding
Source: RefSeq, a predicted model, not a curated record